UAUAUUUAAUCAAUGAUUGUUUAUAGUAUAGAAUAUAGAUUAUAUAAUAAUCUCGUUUCCUACACAACAAUUUGCAGUAUACCUCUGGUUCAUUUUAGUUCAAUUAUUUGUUUGAAAUUGAAAUGGAAUAAAUAUGUUAUUACAUAAAAUAAACAUUAAUAAAAAUAUUUGAAAUUAAACAUGUCGAAUAUGGAAGAGCAGGCCGAAAUAGGUAAAAACACAGCAUCUGGUAUACUUACUCAACAUUUUUUCUUAUAUAUUUCGCAUAUAAAGCGAGCAUUUGACAAUUUCAAUCAAUCUACGGAUAAAACAAUUGUUCAGGCUUGGAUUAAUAAACUAAUGGAGAACCCUCGUCCAAACCAUUUUAAAGCAAUUAAACGUAAUAUGUAUUUGGCACAGUUACUAAUACAUUUAUAUGACGGAAAGUUACGAGCUCCGUUUACACGAAUGCCAUCCAAAAAGCCCUUAGAGACCUUUGACGAAUUACCAUUUUACGGAAAGCCGGAUACACUUAUGGAAAAUAACAUAACUCCUGAAGUAUUCAACAGAGAGUUACCAUUAGACGAACUUAAUUAUAUUUCAUCGGAUGAACGGACUUAUAUAGCCGUUCAGAGUUUAAAUGAUGGCUUUUCAGUAUUUGGAUAUGUAGCGGUUACCAUUGGAAGUGUAGGCACAGGUCCGAUGUGGUUGAAUUCCCGAGGAGAAACUAUUAAAAGUCCAAUACCUACUUUCCAAGAUUUACCAGUGAGUUCUUCUUUACCAAAGAACUCACAAGAAAUUGAGUUAGUCUUAUUGGACGAGCAGGCAAGCAAUGGCCUAGCAGUUUUAGUAAAAGAAAUAUGGGAUGUGUUAUCUGGACGAAAUACCCCGGACAUCAGAGAACGUGCUAGUAGUUUUUAUCACACGUUGUACACCACUAUCAAACACGAGAUGGUCAAUGAACAGAAUAAUCUACAACCAACAAAAUGUCAAGAUCCUUUUGUUAAUAAGCUGAUAUUUUUCUUGGUGGAAUAUUUAAGGGCCCAGGGUGUACGCGACCCCGAGGCGUUACAUCGAUUCAAUCAAUUAUCAAUGUUAAAAAAACGAAUCAAAGCUAUAGUUGUCGAAAUUGAAGCCAGACGACGAGUUUUUGAUGAAGUCAAAAAGUCAAUAAUAAUGCCUAAAAUGCAAUUAUUGCUACAUCCAUCAGUUAACAGUUCAAGCGUUAUAUCUGAGAUGUUAUUAAAGGAAACACUAAAAAUGGACCCAAAAUCUGUGGAUUUUCUUUUCACGCAGUAUCCUUCGUCCGUGGUAAAAAAAUUUAAGAUAAUGAUUGUCAACGAAAAAAAACGCAUUAUGCAGUUAACCAAAAUACGUUUAGACAGUGUAACAGGUGAGAUGUACAAAGAUUUAAGAGAAUCGAUAAGACGAGGUUUGUGUGACUAUCAAACGGCUCGAAAUGAAUGGCUCAGGGUUUGGCGAGUAAUCAAAGAAUACGAAGAAGUAUUAAAGCUUGAAGACAAAUUGACAUUGGCUGUAAAUUACCAAAAUAUCAACAACAAAUUUUUGAAAAUAAUAAAAAAUGAAAUUGAUAUAGCGAAAAUUCGUUCUAAGAACAAAAAAGAAAAAAACAACAUACUUGAAAAUGAAAUUUAUUUACUGAAUAAAAAGAUAAAUGAACAAAAUAAUGUUUAUAUAUCGGAAAAAAUGCACGCAGAACAACAAAUAAAAAUGUACUUAGACGAAAUAACUAAUGAAAACAUAGAAAUACAGCUCAGGAUAGCUACCAUCGAUCACCUAAAAUCUAUUAUCCAAUAGAG
This is a messenger RNA of Myzus persicae (green peach aphid), 1799 nucleotides long. RefSeq lists its product as uncharacterized. The transcript has 6 exons. The record is from RefSeq and is a predicted model, not a curated record. NCBI's taxonomy places the organism in Eukaryota, Metazoa, Arthropoda, Insecta, Hemiptera, Aphididae. The coding region runs from base 181 to 1797 and encodes 538 amino acids.